Gastrolobium bilobum is the source of this 1416-nucleotide messenger RNA. RefSeq lists its product as uncharacterized. Gene Ontology annotation, molecular function: hydrolase activity. Bases 178 to 1140 code for a protein of 320 amino acids. The record is from RefSeq and is a predicted model, not a curated record. The transcript has 3 exons. Lineage: Eukaryota; Viridiplantae; Streptophyta; Magnoliopsida; Fabales; Fabaceae.
AAGCAAAGAAUAAAGCAAAGAAACACCCUCCUCUUAUUUUUCUCCCUCUUAUCUUUUUGUUCGGUAAAGUAACGAGGGAAUAGUUCUAUCACUCAUCAAACGUUUUCCCAUAUGAUCUAACUCAUAGUCUCACACAAAUACUCCAUCAAUUAGAGAGAGUUAACACUACAGAGAGACAUGGACGAGGUAGAGCACCGAAUAAUGAGCGUCAAUGGCAUAAACAUGCACAUAGCUGAGAAGGGUCAAGGCCCAUUGAUCCUCUUCAUCCAUGGCUUCCCCGACCUAUGGUACUCAUGGCGCCACCAGAUCACAGCUCUUGCUUCCCUUGGUUACCGCUGUGUGGCGCCGGACCUCCGUGGCUUCGGUGACACCACCGUGCCGGCCACACCCACCUCAUACACGAGCCUCCAUGUCGUCGGUGACCUCAUCGGGCUGCUAGACGCCAUAGCCAACGACCAAGAGAAGGUGUUUGUGGUGGGUCAUGACUGGGGAGCCCUAACUGCUUGGUAUCUUUCCCUCUAUCGACCAGAUAGAAUCAAAGCUAUGGUUAACUUGAGCGUGGCUUUCAGUCCAAGAAACCCAAAAAGAAAGCCCCUUGAGACCUUAAGAGCAGUGUAUGGAAAUGACUACUAUAUCUGCAGGUUUCAGGAGCCUGGAGAUAUAGAAGCUGAGUUUGCAGAGAUUGGGACUGAAAGAGUACUGAAGGAAUUCCUCACAUACCGCAACCCGGGUCCACUUUAUCUACCUAAGGGUAAAGGGUUUGGACAUCCAACUGAUUCUCCCAUAGUCUUGCCCUCAUGGCUAUCAGAAGAAGAAUGCAACUACUAUGCCAGCAAAUAUGACAAGACUGGCUUCACAGGGGGAUUGAACUACUAUAGAAAUUUGGAUCUAAAUUGGGAGCUCACUGCUCCCUGGACAGGUGCUCAAGUCAAAGUUCCAGUUAAGUUUAUUGUGGGCGAUCUUGACCUGACCUAUAAUGCACCCGGUGCAAAGGAUUACAUUCACAAAGGAGGAUUCAAGAAAGAUGUGCCGCUUCUGGAGGAUGUGGUUGUGAUUGAAGGGGCAGGGCAUUUCGUCCAUCAAGAAAGGGCUGAUGAGAUCAACAAGCACAUCUACGAUUUCUUUCAAAAUGUCAUUUGAGAGAGCCGAGAAAGCUUAUUGGAUUAAGGGGUGAAAAAAAUGAAACAUCUUGCAGACCUAUAAUAAAGGCAGAUUUAUCUAAUAUCCCUUUUCCCCAGUAGUGAACAUAGUAAUUGAAGACGUUUGCAUCUUAACCUUCAUGGUAACAUAUAAGAAAGGUUUUCAGAUGAUCAAACCUUUUGUAUGCAGGUGUUGUUUCCAUAACAGAGAUAAGUACUGUUACUUCCAUACUGUUUCGUUUUUACCGUAAUGUUAUAUUUGCCAUCAUCAUAAUUC